Molecule: messenger RNA, 2964 nt
Organism: Mollisia scopiformis
Lineage: Eukaryota; Fungi; Ascomycota; Leotiomycetes; Helotiales; Mollisiaceae
Product: fungal-specific transcription factor domain-containing protein
Exons: 4
Coding region: 190-2838 (882 amino acids)
Biological process (GO): DNA-templated transcription; regulation of DNA-templated transcription
Molecular function (GO): zinc ion binding; DNA binding; DNA-binding transcription factor activity, RNA polymerase II-specific
Source: RefSeq, a predicted model, not a curated record
GAACGAAACAUCGAAUGAAAGCGGGGAGGUUUGGUGAACGACUGAUGUUUGAAGACGCUUAAUGGGUUUCAUUAUUUGAUUGAGCCUGCUGUGGAUCCCUUCUAGACGACUCACAGACCUGAGCGAGCGGAUACCUGCAGCGUACAAUCAACGCAAUCGGACUUUGUUUUUACACCUGCGACCGCCAAUAUGCCUGGAAUACUCCCUAUGAAAGUGAUCAAGGUUGGGUCGAAUUCGCAGAGUCGAAUCGCCCAAGCCUGUGAUCGAUGUCGGAGCAAGAAGAUACGAUGCGACGGGAUCCGACCGUGUUGUUCCCAGUGUGCCAAUGUCGGCUUCGAGUGCAAGACCAGCGACAAACUGAGUCGACGCGCUUUCCCACGCGGAUAUACAGAGUCGCUGGAAGAGCGAGUGCGUACAUUGGAGGCGGAAGUGAGAGAAUUAAAAGAUUUGCUGGAUGAGAAGGAUGAGAAGAUCGAUAUGUUGUCGAAGAUGCACUCCAACCGACGACCGUCAACGGCCUCGAGUUGCUCGCCACCGGCCGAGACGCGCAAAGAGGUAGUCCCUAGUCCAGCGAAGGAAGAUGUAUUUCGUGUCCAGGCAUCUCCACUGUUGCUUGGAGUAGAGAAUUCGGAUUCCUAUUUUAUGGGUGCAUCAAGUGGCAGAGCUUUUGUUGAUGCUUUCAAACGAAGAGUGCAAGAAAGUGGAAAGUCCAUCGCGGGCUUCAAUACGGAAGCAUUUCUCAAUGUUCAAAGUGAAACAACUCCCAAGACCGCAACACCCAAGAGUUCGGGUGCGCCACCUCGCAUGUUCUCCGAUCGAUGUGUCAAUGUCUUCUUCCAGGAAUGGGCGCCUCUCUUCCCAGUGCUUCACAAGCCAACUUUCCUUCGCUUGUACGAAGAGUACAUGUCAAACCCUGAGCAAAUGACGGAUUCCCAUAAGCUCGCUCAACUGAAUCUUGUUUUCGGAAUUGCUGCACUCUCUAGCGACAACCCAGAUCGUCAGCAUAUUGCUGUUUGCGAAAAUCAAUGGCGCUCUGCACUUGAGAAGGUUCAAAUGGACAACACACUCGUGACACUUCAAUGCUUGGUUCUCGCACUCAUUUACUGCAUCUCGAAAGCCGAUUAUGGUCGACUUCAACACUACAAGGGCAUUGCUGUUGGUUUAUCGCACCGUCUUGGUCUACACCAGAGUCAGAAGAGAUUCUCCUUUGGAGCUCUCACUAUUGAGACCCGCAAGAAGGUCUUCUGGACUUUGUAUACUGUCGACUGUUUCUCUGCUGCUUUACUUGGUCUUCCUAAGUUACUCAAAGAGGAAGAUAUCCACGCAGAAUAUCCGUCAGACACCGAUGAUGAAUAUGUCACCGAGAGGGGCUUCCAGCCUACACUACCAGGCGAGUAUACGAAAAUAUCAAGUGCCUUGGCCCUGUUCCGUGCGUCACGCAUUCUUUCCAAGGUUUUGGAACAGAAUUACCCUGCUGCUGCAACACAUGAUCUUUCCCUGCAAUCCAUGGCCUCCCUCGAUACAGAGCUCAACGAAUGGUCCGAUGGCCUCCCUGUCCACCUUAAAUUAAACUUUGCCCAGGACAAACCAUCGACGGACGUAACGGGCAGCCGAUCGGCGAUAUUGUCUCUUGCAUACUAUUACAUUCGUACCUUAAUUCAUCGGCCAGCAGUCGGCUCCACCCUAGGGAACAAAGCUUCUCCAGCUGUCAUUUCACUUGCCGAUUCUAGCAAGCACAUUAUCCAGAUUGUACAACUUCUCGAAGAACGAAGCAUGUCGUUUUCAUUCUGCCUAAAUAGGAAUGAGAUGCUCACUCUCUGUGGAUUAAGCAUACUCUACCAAGGCCUCGACUUAAAGCAGGAAGGAAAACUGAUGCAGGAAAGCCAACGGUUAGUGGCGGCAGUGAUCAAAAAUCUCGAGAAAGCCAAAGCUCCCGGAGCGGCAGACUUCAGACGACUGGCUGCAUCCAUGCUACCAUUGGAGAGUCAACCCAAACCAAACACUACUCGAAGUCCAACCAGUAUGCCCGCUCCGACGAGUGCCAAGUCUACCCCUUCACCAUCUGUUCCGAGACAACAAAUUCGACCCCAGAUCUACCGACAUGGAAGUGCCACGAUGAGCGAGAGCGAUCUUCUGGCUCAACAAGAGAAGCUUCGCCGCGCAACCUUGCCAAACCUGAAUAUGCAUCGUCAAGAUCACCUGCCUCAUGGAAGGAAUUCUAUCGACUCUGCUCGUUCUGAAUCACCGAUGUCUCGUCGCGAGUACCGCAAUUCUUCCUCGCAACUACCCAAUGCUUUAAUACCACGGCCUGUCAUCAAGAGUGAAAGGGUUCCAAAUCUUGACUAUCUAUCUCUGAACAAUACUCCUGUCGCAUCACAACCUCAGUCUCCUGUGAUAAAUCGCGCACAGCAUCCUAUCCAAAACACCCAAGCCCCUGUCUACAACAAUAACAAUUACUCCAACAGCAAGUCAUCUGGCGUCUCGGCGUCGGAAUGGGAAAGCUUACUAGGUUCACUGGAUGGAGGUCAGACAAACUUGUACGACGCGAUAUACGGCGGUCCAGCACUGUCACUCUCAGACAACUCCACUUCGAACUAUGGCGACUGGUCUCCGGAUUCUCAAUGGGACAUGACUUCUCUGACCAUGAACGACUUCACAAGCGCACCUGCUGCUCGAAGUGUUUUGUCGUUUAGUGAAGAGAGUCUGAGCUCCGGUGAAGACCUCUCAACUAGUGAUCUUGGGCUUGGACGGCAGGACCACAAUCAUCUGAUACCGGGUUCUGUGUUUUCUGGUGACGGUUACUUGCUCGAAGGAUUGGAUGCCACUUUUGGAUUAUAAAUAUAGUACUCAAUCGGUGCCUGGCGUCUGCUAUCAGGAAAUAUAUGUCUUGGAGAUGUUGCUGCCAGACAAGGCGUGGGGGAUAUCUCGUUUUUGUGGAUUUCGAGUUGGGGAUUUUUUUUAACG